UAUAUCAUAAAUUUUUUAAGGCAAUUUAUCUCCCUGUUACAUUCCAAUUGAUGCAAAAUUCCCUAAACCAGACCUACCCUAGUGUAAUCAAACUACGUCUCCAAAAUUUCUAAAACCAAGCUGUUAGCGAGGGAAAGCCAAUUUGCUUCAAGGAGCGAGAUCAACGACCCAAGACAUUAAACGAGUCGAAGUUGAAACUCAUGGAUAUAUUAUCUUGGGAUGGAGCCCUUUCGUCAAGUGAAUUUUCUAUUGCUGCUCACGAUUUCAUUGAGAAAUGGAAAAAAUUCAACCCCACUUAUCCUCCAUGGUCAUGGGUUACUUGCAAAAAAAAAUCUUGCGUUGCUUCUCAUGAGGUUGAGAAAUAUUUGUCACUGGAGAACAUUUCCCUUCUCAGUUUACGUGAGGAAGAUCAUGGUGAUGAAAGUCAAAUAGGGGAAGAAGAAAUUAGCUGUUCUAAGGAAGAGGAGCCCAUUGAUUCUGCUACUUUAGUUGAGAGUUUUGAUCGUGAAGUACAUUACUACGACUUUCAUAUAGUGUACAGUGCUUCAUAUAGGGUUCCAGUGCUCUAUUUCCGUGCAUUUUUUAGUGAUGGACAGCCUUUGGUUUUGGAUGAAAUUGAAAAAGAUCUUCCUGCCUGUUCAGCAAAGGUUUUGUUGGAAUCAAAAUGGACGUUCAUAACUCAGGAGGAGCAUCCAUACUUGAACAGGCCAUGGUACAAAUUGCAUCCAUGUGGAACUAGCGAAUGGAUGCUGUUGCUUUUCCUCGGCAAUGCUGCUCCAGAUAAACAGGGAGUAGCGGUUGAUAAAUAUCUGGUCUCUUGGUUCUCAGUUGUUGGGCAGGUAGUUGGUCUUAGGAUCCCAUUUGAAAUGUUGAACGAUAGUAAUCAGCCGUAGCAUUGAGAUGCGUGUUGUACAGACAGAGUUUAACUCUUGUUAAUGAAAUCAGUCUUCAGUAGAGAAAGUUGAAGAAAAUA
Pistacia vera is the source of this 973-nucleotide messenger RNA. Its product is annotated as ubiquitin-like-conjugating enzyme ATG10. The record is from RefSeq and is a predicted model, not a curated record. Gene Ontology annotation, molecular function: Atg12 transferase activity. Gene Ontology annotation, biological process: protein modification by small protein conjugation; protein lipidation; macroautophagy. Bases 201 to 893 code for a protein of 230 amino acids. The transcript is spliced from 7 exons. Gene Ontology annotation, cellular component: intracellular anatomical structure. Lineage: Eukaryota; Viridiplantae; Streptophyta; Magnoliopsida; Sapindales; Anacardiaceae.